This is a messenger RNA of Blepharisma stoltei, 872 nucleotides long. Lineage: Eukaryota; Ciliophora; Heterotrichea; Heterotrichida; Blepharismidae. The record is from the annotation of a GenBank genome assembly.
AUGCUUGAGCCUUAUCUUUCAGAGCUAUGCUCAAGAGGGAUAGUUUUGGCUUCUGGAAGUAGGGUAAGGCAGAAUCUUUUAACUCUAUCUGCGAGUGAAUAAAACCAUUGGAAAAAUCCUUGCAAACUCAUUUUUAUAGAAAUAUUUUAAUAUAUAAAUGAUGAUUAUUAUAAUGAAAUCUCUCUAGCUAAUUCUGUUAAAUUUAAAUCAACUUGCAUAUUAAAACAUAUAUUUAACAAAUUUAACUUAAUUUUUAAUUCCAAUUUUUAAAAAAUAAAAUUAACAACCCCUCCGUGAGAGAACAUAAUUUAUUUUUCGCUAACGGAAGAGGAGGAGUAAGGCAAAUUGAACUACCGUUUACAUUGCAAGUGAGCGGAUUUGCAGAAGAUGCAGACUGAAGGACUUUUGAGAAUCCUAAAGAAUACGCACUUUUUAAUGCAAGAAAUAAGGCUAAAUGCAUUGAAACUGACAGCAUUGUGAUUUCAGCAGACACAGUGGCUGAGGUUAAUGGGGUUGUGCUAGAAAAACCAGUUGACGCAGAUGAUGCGAGAAGAAUGAUAGGCCUUUGAAAUGGAGGGAUAUGUCUAAUGCACACAGCAGUUGUUGUUAAAGGAAAAAGUACGAAUGAGAGUGUAUGCACAACAGAAAUUGAGUUUGAUGUACUUUCAGAUGAAGUAGUUGACUACUAUAUUAGAAGCAAUGAGUGGGAAGGAGCUUCAGGAGCUAUUGUUGUGGAAAAGAAAUGCUGCUCAACGUUUAUUAAAAAGUUCAAUGGCUGCUUUAAUAAUGUUAUGGGGCUACCUCUAAAUGCUCUUUGCAAUAUGCUUAUACAAGAAAUUAAAAAUUCAAGAACUGAAAAUAGCAUAUCUUAA